AUGGUGGAGGAGUUAGGGAAAGAGAAGAAACGGAAGGGCCUCCGAUUAGUGUCACGCAAAUCGUCGAGGAAAAUGCUAGGUAAAUGGAAAAAAUUGGAUGACUCCGAUAGGUGUGAUAAGCAGGAUACAUUCCGGGAAGUUGAGCCUCUACGUCAGGUGCUAGGCGUGCCUCUCGAAAUGGCCGUUGAUGUAGAUCCGUCUUUGGAUGGCGUGCCUGUGCCGGCUUUCUUUCGGCAUUCGAUUGACUACGUUGAAACCCACGGUCUUACACUGGAAGGGAUCUAUCGUGUGUCAUGCCCAAAAACGCGCCUUGAUGAACUUGAAAGGAAGGUCAAUGAAGGUGCUUCGUUGAAUUUUGUGGAGGCGCAUGAGGCAGCUGGUCUCAUUAAGAGG
Molecule: messenger RNA, 393 nt
Organism: Cooperia oncophora
Lineage: Eukaryota; Metazoa; Nematoda; Chromadorea; Rhabditida; Trichostrongylidae
Source: the annotation of a GenBank genome assembly